UGCUGAACUGAGCGGAGGUGAAGAAGAGGAGGAUGAAGCUGGGAGCGGAGGAUGGGAGGAAGAGUGGAGUAAGAGACAGGCUAGCUGUGUGUGAAUGAGUGAGUGAGUGAGGAAGAGGAGAGGAAGGUCGUCGGAGGGACCGACAACAAAGACUUGAAUAUUUUGGGGAUAACCUCCGGAACAUUACUAACGGAAACUUUCAACUUUUUACCCGCCACAUCUCGGCUUGUUGUGUCCGGAGCCGGCUUUGUUUCACGGCGGGGGUGUCUACGAUAAAUGAAGGAAUAAAAUAGAUCCCCAUCGACCUUUUUCCACCCAAGCGGGGAAUACCCUGGGACUGCUUUUGAUAAAGGUUACGAGAGAAUGGCGGCCAACAUGUACCGAGUGGGAGAUUAUGUGUACUUCGAGAACUCAUCCAGCAACCCUUACCUGAUCCGUAGAAUAGAAGAGCUCAACAAGACAGCCAAUGGGAAUGUGGAGGCGAAGGUGGUGUGUCUGUUCAGGAGGCGAGACAUCUCAGGAAACCUCAACACCCUGGCUGACAGCAACGCAAGAGAGUUUGAAGAGGAGUCGAAGCAGCCGUCGCUGUCAGAACCACAGAAACACCAGCUAAAACACAGAGAACUCUUCCUGUCUCGACAGUUUGAAUCUCUACCUGCGACUCACAUACGGGGGAAAUGUAACGUCACCCUCCUCAAUGAAACAGACGUCCUGGCCGGCUACCUGGAAAAAGAGGACUGUUUCUUCUACUCGUUGGUGUUUGACCCUGUCCAGAAGACCCUACUUGCGGACCAGGGCGAGAUCCGAGUGGGCUCUAAGUACCAGGCCGAGAUCCCUGACAAGUUAGCUGAGGGUGAAUCGGACAACAGGAUCCAGGAGAAGCUGGAGACCAAGGUGUGGGACCCCAACAACCAGCUCAAAGACCCUCAGAUCGACCAGUUCCUGGUGGUGGCAAGAGCUGUGGGGACCUUUGCUCGGGCCCUGGACUGUAGCAGCUCCAUCCGCCAGCCCAGCCUCCAUAUGAGUGCGGCUGCAGCCUCCAGAGACAUCACACUGUUCCACGCUAUGGACACGUUGCAGAAGAACAACUAUGACCUGGCCAAAGCCAUGUCCACCCUGGUUCCUCAGGGGGGUCCGGUGCUCUGCCGUGAUGAGAUGGAGGAGUGGAGCGCCUCAGAGGCCAUGCUGUUUGAAGAGGCUCUGGAGAAAUACGGCAAAGACUUCAAUGACAUCCGCCAGGACUUUCUGCCCUGGAAGUCUUUAGCCAGUGUGGUCCAGUUCUAUUACAUGUGGAAGACUACAGACCGCUACAUCCAACAGAAACGACUAAAGGCAGCAGAGGCAGACAGUAAGCUGAAGCAGGUGUACAUCCCCACCUACACCAAACCCAACCCCAACCAGAUCAUGGUGCCAGGCAGCAAGCCCGGUAUGAACGGGGCAGCAGGCUUUCAGAAAGGACUCAGCUGUGAGAGCUGCCACACGGCUCAGUCUCCUCAGUGGUAUGCCUGGGGGCCUCCCAACAUGCAAUGCAGACUGUGCGCCUCCUGCUGGAUCUACUGGAAGAAGUAUGGAGGCCUGAAGACCCCCACACAACUAGAGGGUGCUGCUAGAGCUGGCUCUGAGGCAGGCCCCCGCAGUCACAUGACACGCCAGGAGGUCCAGGGCAUGUCACCGUUCACCCGCAACGAGGGUCGAGCCAAGCUGCUGGCCAAGAACCGCCAGACGUUCAUCCUGCAGACCACCAAGCUGACCCGCAUUGCUCGACGGGUGUGUGAGGACAUCCUGCAGCCUCGCCGUGCUGCACGAAGGCCCUAUGCCUCCAUCAACGCCAACGCUGUAAAGGCUGAGUGUAUGAUCAGGCUGCCCAAAGCCACAAAAACCCCUCUGAAGAGCAAGUUGGUGCCUCGACAGUCACUGGCCAACAUAGUGAAGGAUUUGGCCAUCUCAGCUCCUCUGAAACUGAAGGCAUCCAGAGGACCCCCGACACCCAUCAACAGGAAUCAGGCCAGCCAGCCUCGCGUGGGCCAAAGCUUGCUGGGAAAGAGAGGCUUUGACAGUGCUACAGGGGUGCCCUACCCAGCCAAUGGGAGGCCGUAUACUUCAGGUAUGAGGACCACCUCGCAGUCGGUCAUCAAGCGGCAGAAGGUCAGCCAGGGGGAGGCUCCCAACCCUGUGGUGUUCGUGGCUACAAAGGACACCAGGGCUCUGAGGAAACAUCUGACCCAGUCAGAGAUGCGUCGGGCAGCGAGGAAACCUCAUCUCCUAGUCCGCAUCAAACUGCCGCCGCCCCCCCGCUCCCUGGCCAUGCCCCUGCUCCCCUCCAGCACCAGCGAACCCAUCGUCCUGGAGGACUGAGGGGGAGGGACAGCAGGGCCUUUUAACAGGACAUGGGGGUCGGGUGGGAGUCAAGGAGGGUCUGUGCUCAAGCUGUCACUUGACAGGCAGCACAGUACGCCAUACCAGUAGUCUUUUAUUUUCCCUCUUUCCAGUGUCAUUUUUCUUUAGUCCUCUGUUAUUUCCCAAAAGUUGAUGUGUCCAACACACACACACACACACACACACACACAAGCACUUAAACGACUGUACAUUUCCAUCAUAUUAAAUACACACAUCAGCACACUGACACUCACAUCUUGGGCUUUGUAGUAUUUUAUUCAGAUCCUGGAUUUUUUUGCUCCCCUUUUCAAUACCGCCUGUUUUUAAAUGUGUAAUUUAAAUCAAGAUAUUUCUCAUCCUGAAACAAUGGUGACAAAGCACACUUUGUUUUUCCUCCACGGCUCUAUCUUUGUGUAAAUAUAUGCACCAUUAAAGGGGUGACACCUGCAGUAUGUGAGGAGAACGGGGGGUGGGGAGGUGGAAAGGGGAGAGCUGUAGCUGGCCGAAGGUCGAAUUUGAUUUCACUGAUCCGCUCUGCUACUCCAUUAAUUGUAGAUCAUUGACUGUAUGCUCAUGUGCAGUGGUGAAGUUGAGACUUGUUGACAGAGCUGCCCUCUGUCAGCGUGGACUCAGUGUUUGAUUCAUUUACUGCAAGUUUUCUUUACUGAGUUUGUAACUUGUCGAUUUUCCCAUCAUCAGCAAGGAGACAAAUACAGCCUGUCACAGGGGUUAAUGAAUCCUGACGGGUCGAGUCCUCCCCUGCACCUCAGUCCCUCAGUGUCAACAGUAUUGAGUGAGCACAAAACAGCUUGAGUAGUGAGAACGUCAAGGUUAUGUGUGUGUGUGCAGAGACAGAAUAAAAGUGUAGACAUAGUGGUAAUAGAAUAGAUUUAGUGGGCUGUUUUUGGGAUUGUUGCAGCCUUUUAAAAAAAAUGUUUUCAUGGCAUCUUAAAAAAAAAAGAGAUUGCGAUGCUAGUUGCAAUGUUAUAGGCGUUCUUGUGCAAUGAAAUUUCGGGGCAAGACAAUUCAGCUGUUGAUGCCAGUGGACGCAGCAGUAAAGUACCAUUUCCGUGAGCCGCUCUCCUCCUGCUCUCUCAGCCUGGUUGGCACAAGCUAACACGGUACACAGUGAUCUCAUUCCUGCUCACCAUUUUUUGCCACUUGAGCAGAAGCCUUGCAGCAGCAGGUAGCAUCCAAAACUAAGUUGUUAAUCUCACACCGACACCAAAACGGUUAAACGCUGUCAUUAAUAACAGUUUGCUAAUGUUAGCCAUGUGAUGCUAACAGUUUGCCCUGUCAAUGUGUGUGUGUGACACUCUGUUCUACAGAGCUCUGGUCCUGCAGCAGUAGUCUCAUGAUAAACAGAAAGAAAGUAGGGGUUGAGCGAGUCAUAAUGCUGGAAGCAGUUCUACAAUUAAAUGAGGUUUUACUAGUUUUAAGAAGUCAAAUUUGUGGUAAAGUUGCUGUGAUUGGACAAAAGUGCAAGGUUGCGCAGAAUUCACAGGGAUUGGCUGUAAUUGUUGUUGUGAUUGCAACAUUGUGGAAAGAACUGGAAAUCAGUGUUCUGACAGGUUGUAUCACUCAUACAAAAUCAAAAAUGCCACCCAGUGCCUUUUGGGUAACAUCAGUGUCAAGGCUGCAACUCACCGUUAUUGUCAAACUAAUCUGCUGAUCAUCUUAAAAAAAUUUAAAAAAAUAUAUAAAAAAUUCAAAGCCAAUCACAGUUUUCCAAAACCCAAGGGGUGUCUUCAAAUUGCUGUUUUUGAGCAACCAAUAGUCCAAACCCCAGAUAUUCAGUUUAGUCUGACUGAAUCAAAUAAUGAGUCAUCAAAAUUGUUGAAGUAAAUCCGGUCCUAACAGCCACAUCAUGUUAACCUAAAAUUGUUGAUAAUCGCCAAAAAGGUGGAAAAAUGAACCAACUUUCUAUUGUUUGUACAGCCUGAACUGAAUCCUGGCUUAACUGCUCAGAUUUUUGUGCUCAUUUGAUAGUUUUGUCACUAAUAACCUUCCAUACCGUCUCCAUCUUCACCAGGCUUAACAAUAUCCUUCUUCAAAAACUGAAUAAGGGUUGUUGAUGCAGUCAAGCCACAUUUCGUCUCCUGUCACUUCAUGCUUUUAUAGCCACUUUUUGUCCAUUUGAAGAGAGAAGUUCCCUGGCUCCUGUUCUCUUGGCCUCACCCUGAUACGUUUGAACAGGCUGUCUGGAAUCUAAGGGGAGAGGAUCAUUGCUCAGAAGAGUCUGUAGGUUUACAGUGUAGGAGGGAUCAUAUGUAGUGUUUGAGGAAAAUCUAAUGAUUGUGGUUCCCAUGGUUUUGCACGAGUUACUGCGUGACUUGCCAUGAUGAGAGAAAACAUUUGGCUUUGAGGUACUGUGUUGUCUGCAAAAGUCCAAAAUGAAGCCAUAAUGUGCAAAAAAAGAAGGAAAAAAAAAAGGUUGAUGUCUGUUCUCAGUGAGUGAGUGGACACUUUUAACCCCGGGGGUAAUGUUAAAUUGAAGCCACAGCAUUUCUGACAAUGUACUGUUUGGUUGGUUUGAAGGAAACUGACACAAUUAUGUUACUGGUCAGUUGAUAGAAGUCUGUUAAAAACACAGCAAUAUGUAAAUGUACAGAAGACAGUUGGGGCCAAAAAUUAAGUUCUGAAAUAAUGUGAGAAGUUGCAAAAAGAGUUAAAGUCGUAUUUUUUUCUCCAAACAAGAAUUCAUUCAGAACUUUUUUUAUAUGGCCUUAAUCCUCUUCUGUAAAUGUCUAAUGAUGCAGAACAGAAUGAUGUUUUUGAUUGUGAUUGGGUAUGAUGACAAUGUGAAAGGAAUCUUCAGCUGUCUCAAUGUGCUUUCAUUUCCUUUUGUUUAUUUUGGUUCCCCCUGUUUGUACCGUAAUGAAAGGGUGAGUACUAAAAGCAAGUUGUCAAUUGGAUGAUUAUAAUUCCUGUGAAUCCCCACAGCACUGAGGGUUACACCGGGUUUAUAAGCAAGUUUGGUCCCAAUGUGGGCUUUGUAAUAUUUCUCAAAAAAAGAAAUUUGAAGUGUUGAGUUUGUAGCAAAUACUAAUCUGUGUAAAGACAAGUGGAAAACUGGCAUAUUUUAAACUUUUUUACAUCUAAAGUGUGUAAUUCUGCUCCAUUAUUGUGGAGAUGGCUCUAAUAGGCUACUGUACAUGUGAAACAUUGCUCUCCUUCAUAGGGUGGGUGGGGUGGUCAUUUGAACCAGGGGCGACAUUCAAAAGGGACAGGGUGCUGAUUUUUGUAUGAUGGAGAGACAAACAUGCUACAACUGAAACUUUUUCUCAAGUGUUUUUUAUUCCAAUGUCUCUGUAUCCUUUAAUGUAUCUUGAUAAGAAAAGAAAUAAAGAAUUUUUUUUUCUUCGUGGUCA
Molecule: messenger RNA, 5747 nt
Organism: Epinephelus lanceolatus (giant grouper)
Lineage: Eukaryota; Metazoa; Chordata; Actinopteri; Perciformes; Serranidae
Gene: mta2
Product: metastasis associated 1 family, member 2
Biological process (GO): negative regulation of transcription by RNA polymerase II
Cellular component (GO): nucleoplasm; NuRD complex
Molecular function (GO): transcription coactivator activity; histone deacetylase binding; chromatin binding
Source: RefSeq, a predicted model, not a curated record